Messenger RNA from Osmia lignaria (orchard mason bee), 3105 nucleotides. It is a transcript of the gene INPP5E, whose product is annotated as Inositol-3-phosphate synthase. Gene Ontology annotation, molecular function: phosphatase activity. Gene Ontology annotation, biological process: phosphatidylinositol dephosphorylation. NCBI's taxonomy places the organism in Eukaryota, Metazoa, Arthropoda, Insecta, Hymenoptera, Megachilidae. The record is from RefSeq and is a predicted model, not a curated record.
GCACGUGAGUGAUAUAAUGAGUGAACGAGUGAGGAUGUAUAUUGCGUUACAGAUGACUUCUGCCAAUUGCAUAGCGUUAAAGAACGUCGUCUGCUCAUUUUGACAGAUAUAUUUUUAAUUAAAUGAGUAAAUUUUUCUUAGUAAUUGCGCCGAGCUUGUUUCAAUUAUGUUAGUUAUUGUUGUUUAAAUUAUAUCGGAUAUAUUAAUUAUAAAAAUAUAAAAUUAUAUGAAACUAUUAAAAGGUGAUAAUAUUAUCGUCUGCUUGACAGCUGCACAAGUUCAGAAGUUAGCGCUAAAGCAUGAAUAACUAUAUGGUGUUAAAAGUAUAUAAUUAUAAAUACAAUGGAGCAAUGUGAAGAUCAUGAUAUAUCCAAUACAAUAAAUGUUACUAAGGCAAAUAUUUCACCUAAAUCGAAACAAAAAAAAAAAUCUCUUUGUCGCAUGCUUUUGAAUAAAAAAACUAAAGUGGGAUGCUUGGAAACAUCUUACAAAGAUGGUGAUUCAAACAAAAAUUCUAAGAUGGAAAAUUCCCAAUAUGGAUCUCAUACUAGUACAAAACUUUCCUUAUGUUGUGCAAUGACUGAACGCAGCAGAACGCCGCCACAGAGUUUAACUAUUAGCAGAUUAUCUCCAACUACAUUAAGUCGUACAUCUGUUAAAUCUGAAGUAGCUUCUAUUAAUGGAAAUAGUCACAUGGAUAUAACAGUAGAAAAAGAAGAAAUGUAUGUAGCAAGUGGAACGCAAGAUGUUCAAGAAUUUAUUACAGAAAGAAGUAAUGUCAAUGCAGGAAAAGAACAACGACGAAGUGCAUUUGUUGAAGAGUCAACAGAAGAUUCAUUUGAGGAAUCAUCAGAAAAUGGAAGCGAACGACUAAAUGAUUACGAAAGAUAUGAUAAGAGUUUAAAGGAUCAAUAUUUUACAAAAGGAAAAUAUAUCACUUAUUUCUUUUUGGAAAUGGAACGGCAUUUCUGCGAUUCUACUGAAGUUUACAAUAUGAUUCAGUAUGAUGAAUCUAAUACGACUGAAAAACCAGGGAACGAAGGUGAAUUUUUAUCUUCUGGAUUCAUCUCUCCAAGUUUUUCUGCAUAUUUAAAGCAAAAGUUAAGUCAUAGACGAUCAAUGAAUAAUUUAGUAGUAAGUUCUCCAACAAAUUCCAUGCGACAUUCAAGUCCAGAAUCUGUAAAAAGUGCAUCUGUGCAAAUUAAACCACGAUCUACGUCUCAUGAAGCUUUAUUUAAAAAUAAGAAGUACCAUGAAUUUCAAACAGCUAGAGCAUCUAUGGAUAGUUUAGCUAAACAAGCAUUGUUAGCUGUGCAAGUUCUUAAUUUAAUUCCUACGCAAAAGGCACGAGAAAGAAAUUUUCUUCAUGGAAGAAUUGCAGCAAAUUCAUUGCUUGGGCCAGUAGAACUUGAAAAAGUAUUACCAAAUCGUGAAUUAAAAAUUUUUAUUGGAACAUGGAAUAUGAAUGGACAAAAUCCUCCAAAACAGUUGAAUGAUUUUAUGCUACCUUCGGAUAUAGAAACUGUACCAGAUUUGUUAGCGAUUGGAACACAAGAAUCAUGUUCUGAACGAAAUGAAUGGGAAGCAGCUUUACAAGAGACUCUUGGUCCUUCUCAUGUAUUACUCUGUAGUACUAGCUUAGGAACGUUACAUCUUGCUAUUUUUUUAAGAAGAGAUUUAAUCUGGUUCUGUUCUAUUCCUGAAGACGACAAUUUUUCAACUAGAACAGGCACUGCUUUUAGGACGAAGGGGGCGGUAGCGAUUGCUUUAAUGUUAUUUGGUACAAGCUUUCUUUUUAUUACUGCGCAUUUGACUGCGCAUCAAGAUAAAGUGAAAGAACGAAUACACGAUAUUAAAAGGAUAGUUAGAAAUCUUGAUCUUCCUAAAGAUUUACCUACAAAACAUAAAAGUAAAGAUGUGACUCAAAAUUUUGAUUGUGUGUUCUGGUGUGGUGAUUUAAAUUUUCGACUGACUCAGCCACGAGAAGAGGUUAUCCAGUGGGUUACGAAUACAUGCUUUCCUCAGCAGUCACCUGUAAAUUUAAAUAAAGACCAAUUACGAACAAUUCUUAAUGAAGGAACCGUUUUACGUGGUUUUGAAGAAGCACCAAUUACAUUUCCUCCUACUUAUAAAUAUGACCCCGGAACACAAAAUUUUGACUCGAGUAGCAAACAACGCACACCUGCAUAUACUGAUCGAAUUCUUUUUAAGGGAAAAGGGUACACAAGAGGAUAUAUGCGAAGAGUUAGUCAUGAAAGUUCUAAUUCGCAUAAAGAUGGCAUUAUAGAAUGUUUGGUUUAUGACUCUGUUCCAAGUAUUUGUACUUCGGAUCACAAACCUGUAUGGGGUGUUUUUAAGACUAUCAUAAGACCUGGUAUUGAUACAAUUCCUCUGGGCGGAGGUUUAUUUAAUCGUGAAGUAUAUUUAGAAGGUAUAAAAAGGCGAGCAGCUGCUAUGGACGAAUCUCAAGGAACUUCAAAAGUAUGUUCAAUUCAAUAAACCAAAAUAACACAAAUUUCAUAGAAAAAAAUUUCGUACUGAUAGAUUUGUAUGACAUAAACACUGUACAUUUAUUCAUUAUAAUUUUUUAAUAUUAAAAUAUUACAAUAAUUAUUGUACUUUUACAAUUAGUACUGAUUCUUUUUUGUACGACUUAUGUGUCCUAGAUCUUUUCGUACAAGCUUCGUCGGUAGAUUGUAUAGGUAAAAAUAGGGCUAAAAUGUCAUAAAUAGUAACAAAAAGUUCUUAAAUGGUUUAUUACCAAGUUAUAAUAGAAAAAUGGAACGCGAUGUAAAUAUUUAAUAAACCACUAUGGACAUUUUGUUAAUGAUAUUUGUCUUAUUUUGAUCUACAAAACGCACUAGUGAAUUUUUAUAUCGAAAAGCUUAGGACAUCCUAUAUCACUGUUCAUUACUUUUUGGUAUAAACAGUAAACAAUGUUUUUCUAGUACAGUUUAUAGAGUAUAUUAAUGCAUAAUAUUUACUUUUAACAUCUGCUCAAGAUGAAAAUACCAGUAAACUCUUAAUUCGUGUAACAAAUAUAAUACUAAACAUCAUAGACACAUGUACCAUUUAUAAUAAAAUAAAAACAAAUGAAGGAAGAAA